AUGAAAGCGUACACACAGUAUACAGCAGCAAUUGCUGCCAUGUUGCCGCUGGGCCUCGGCUCCCCUCUGAAUUCAACAGGAAAUGCCAGUAUGGUUUACGAUUUCUCCGAAUUGACCGCGAGCCCAUCGCUUGCUUGGUCCCCAUGUUACAACAACUUUACAUGUGCCUUGCUAGAAGUACCACGCGACUACGCCAACAAAACCGCCGGUACCCUCAACAUCGCCAUCAUCAAGAAACCCGGUCCAACACCCAACGCACAAGAAGUCCUCGUCAACCCUGGCGGCCCCGGCGGCUCAUCCGUGAGCAUGAUUCUCUUCAGCUCCGCCGCAAUCGAAGCCAAAAUUGGGACCGAUUACUCUCUCGUAGGCAUCGACCCCCGCGGCAUCAACAACAGCGAACCAUCCAGCGACUGUUUCCCCGGCUACGCCUUCCAAACCCGCAAUGCCAUCCUCGAAGAACCCCUAGGUCUCGCAGAUAUAACCUCUGAAAAAGCACUGAAAACCCACCACCAAUCCCUCCUCGGAUACGGAAAAUGGUGCUCAGACAUGUACGCUGUAAACGGCACCGCACGCUACGCCAGCACCGUCGCCGCAGCACAAGACAUGCUACACUACAUCCAGCUGCGCGCCACCGACACGGGAAAAGCACCCGAGGAAGCAAAACUCUGGUACUACGGCAUAAGCUACGGCUCCAUCCUCGGACCCACCUUCGCCAGUCUCUACCCCGAGCGUGUAGGCCGCAUGAUCAUCGACGGCGUCCUCGAUCUGGCCGACUACUACGACGGCGGCUGGGAAACCGCCAUAGACGACAGCGACAAAGCCGCAGGCUACUUCUUCCAGCAAUGUUUCGACGCAGGCCCCGCACUCUGUUUAUUCCACCAAAACGCGUCGUCUCCGCGCGCCAUCCAAGACCGGUACGAAGCGCUGCUCGACGAUCUAAAGACAAGCCCGUUUGCAGUAGCCCAGGCGAUCCCGGAUCCAAGCAACCCGCUGACUGUCCCCGGAGCGCUGGCCCCGACUCCGUAUGUGAUGCAGUGGACCGACAUCACGAGCCAGUUCUUCGCCACGCUGUACUAUCUCACCCCGGCUGCCGUGGUGGCAAUGGACUACUUGCUUCUCGCUUUGCAGAAUCGCGAUGUUGCCAUCUUGUCUAGCAUUACGCUCAAAGCGCAGGUUAAUAGCUUGAAUCCGAGCUACGAUGAGCGCAUGGGGAGGGCGCUGGUCGUGUGUUUGGACUCGGAUGGGCGGUCGAAUUAUACAGAGUUUGAGGCGUACAGGGGGUUUAUGGAGGGGAUGCAUGAAAAGAGUAGGUAUGGUGGGUUGCAUGUUGCAGCGCUGAGUGGACCGGUGUGCAGUCAGAUGCGUGUCAGGUCGCCUGAGAGCCAGCGGUUUGAUGGGGUACCGAGAGUGAAUGGGACGCAUACUCCUAUCCUGUUCGUGUCUUCGGUUGCGGAUCCUAUUACGCCUUUGUCAGCGGCAAGGAAGAUGAAUGACCAGUUUCCUGGUUCUGGUCUGCUGGUGUUUGAUAAUGUUGGUCAUACUGCACACUUCCAGUCGAUCAAGUGUGUUUCCGAGCACGAAAAGCAAUACAUGCGUGAUGGAACGCUUCCACCUGCGAACACGGUAUGCGAGGUUGAGGAGCCCAAUCCAUGGAUCGCUCUUGCAAAGCUCUCCAAUGCCACUGGAACUACACCUUUUAUGAACUGA
Molecule: messenger RNA, 1707 nt
Organism: Bipolaris maydis ATCC 48331
Lineage: Eukaryota; Fungi; Ascomycota; Dothideomycetes; Pleosporales; Pleosporaceae
Product: Alpha/Beta hydrolase protein
Source: RefSeq, a predicted model, not a curated record